Messenger RNA from Falco peregrinus (peregrine falcon), 1920 nucleotides. Its product is annotated as C-type lectin domain family 2 member L-like. Lineage: Eukaryota; Metazoa; Chordata; Aves; Falconiformes; Falconidae. The record is from RefSeq and is a predicted model, not a curated record. The transcript is spliced from 6 exons. Bases 147 to 836 code for a protein of 229 amino acids.
CGAAUAUGUAAAUGAUUUCCCGGACAAAUAACGGAUAGCUAUGAGUAAAGCAGGGACUGAAAAGACCCCUCGGCGUGCAAGACUUUGGUGAAGCGAUCCCCCGUGCACCCAGCGCUGCCGAAUAAAGACACCCUCCGCUCGCUCGGAUGUUGGUGACGGAUUCUUUCAUCCCCCGGCGAGAGGCGCCGCUCGGCCCUACUGGCGCAGCGAUGCGCUGCGGCGGCUGCGGCGCCUCCGACCCGCUGCUGCCCCGGUUGCCGCCUGGCGACGGCUGCCCCGCGGCCUGCAGCUCGGCGGGGCUGGCGGCGGCGAUACGGAAGGAACAGCCGCUCGGGACAGCGGCAGCCCCCCGGCGGCAGGACUGGCCGGAUACAUGCGUACCGCUCUCUUUUUGGAGAACAGUUGCAGGAACUGUCAUCGUUGUUUCUGUGAUUCUGCUGUGCAUGAGGGUUACCUUAAAAGGUCCACAGCUGGAGACGUGCCCUGAUGACUGGCUGUACUACCAGAAGAAGUGUUACUAUCAUUCAGAAGCUGUAGCAAGUUGGAAUUCCAGUCAGAAGUCCUGCUCUCGCUAUGGCGCUUUCCUUGCAGUGAUUGACAGCCACCAAGAGUUGAACUUUAUAAUGUACCGACUGCGUGUAACAGACUUCUGGAUUGGGCUGCGCAGGAAAGGAGGCAAAUUCUUCUGGGCGAAUGGAGAGUCAUUUGAUACAAAGUUGAUUGAUUCAACACUCAGCCAGCACAGACAGGGCUUCUUAAGACCAACUGAGGUGCUCGGGACCACGUUGCAAGAUUUCAUGUCAAUACAACAAAUGACGGAAACUGUGUCUGUAUAGAUUCACCCUUCAUCUCUACGAGAAGGUGCUCCUCGCUCAGGGACUCGCUUUGCACCAUUGAUCUGUUUAAUGCCUAGACAAACUCUUAACAGGGAACAGCUGGCUGUGCAAAUACAGAGCCUUUCUCUACAAGAAGUCGGAAUUCAGAAUAUUGAAAGUUCAUCAUUUCAGAAAACGGACGUCUGGUUGCUGUAGGAGGUCCAUGAGGGCAAGAGGUGCUGUGGCAAGGAUCAUACCUAAACUUCUCCAGGAGAAGCAUACAGGGAGUAAUAGUGACUCCAUGUGAAAGAGGCAAUUAGUUAAGAAGUGGCAGUACCGAGAGGAAACAAAGAUACAAUGGCUGUGGCAAAGAACAAAAGUUGCAUCUUGGUAAUACAGUUUCAUUGUUGAAACUACUGAAGAACACAGCAAUGUAUACUUUCAUUGAGAACUCUCCACUUAAUAAAUGAUAAUAAUCAUGAUAUCUAAUUAUCACUUAAAUAAUGCAAAGCCUUAUUUUUUAAAGCAGCUAAAAGCAUUGUUGGAUGGACAUGAAGGUCUUACUGAAAACACAGUUCAUAGUGAACGCAGUGAUGUUUUAUCUGGUCCUCUGGAGCUCUGUAAAUCUUUUUCUGAGAACUUCCAGUUUGUCUUUGUGGUAACUGUGUGAAAUUUCAUAAGGUGUUUUGACUUCCCUCCCCUUCUUUUCCCAUGGGUGCGGGAGGGGGCCUGGAAAUCAGGACCGUAGGUGGCAAUCAGUUAGCUGAGGGGAAUGUGCUCGAGCUUGUAGGUCAUGAACCCUGGGAGGACAAGGAGUGUGAACAGAUAACAAUUAACAGGAUGAGUGGGAACAGGUAACAAUUAACAGGAUGAGUCCUGCCGAGGGAGGAUAGGGGAGUGAGAGGGAGGAAGGGAUGGGCCAAGGAGAGGUAACACUUUGCUGUUAAUUGAUGACUGUAAACACUUACUUAAAGUGUCCUUUGUUUGUAGUUAACCACCAAUCAGGGGUUGCCUAGUAUGUAAUGGAAUCACUCUGUUUAAAGCGCGCAGCUUCUGAAAACAUAUAAACUCGUGGUUGUGUACGAUAAAUCGACAUUUGCUUGCA